AUGUCUGAAGGAGAUCUUCUUCCAGACAUCUACCGUGACUCAUCUGCUUCACUCAAYAGAUCCAGUGUAUUUGCCUCAAGACCUGGUGUUUGUCCAACGGAGAAUAUGGAAACAUCUGAUUAUCCUUGCACGUUUGAUACUGAAUGUCCAGGGCUUAAAAAGUGCUGCAGCUCAUCCAAAGGAGAAGGCUGCGUGGAUCCAGUGCCAGAGGAAAGAAUAUUCUGGUACAAUGUAACAGUGCUUGUUAAAAUGGAUUUUAGUGAAUUAAUCAGAGUGGAUCCCCACCUUUUGAAUCAUUCUCGCCUGUUGCACUCCAUGAUUACUGGAGCAUUACAGCCCUUGAGUGCCUCUGUGUAUCACAUCCAGAGUAACCAUGCAGAAAUAUAUUCUGGGACAGUGGCCUCUCAGGUUCUCAUUGGAUUGCGUCAACCAGCUCCGCUAGUGGAUGUGUCUUCUUCCUUGAAGGAYGUUGUGAAGCGUGUGUAUGAAGUGAUUGACACACAUGUGCAAGAUGUCAAUGAAUGUUCCUAUGCCAUAUUCAAUGCCUGUCCUAAGAGAGACACCUGUGUAAAUCUGGAGGGUUAUUACAGCUGCAGCCCUCAGCACGACCAUGCCGAGGCCAGUCCUCAACAGAGGAACACAAGACAGGAAGGCAUAGUAACAUCUGUUCCAAAUACAGCAUUGGAUACCAUUAACACUAGCAAUAGCUCUCAGUCAAUAAGUAAUUCGGCUCCCUUGUCCAUGACUAACCAAUCUGCCGAGGCUGGAUGCUUAGAUCCUCCUUCAAUUAGAAACCACCGAAUCUUCAGCGUUACCAGCAAUAAUUUUGAAAUGUCUUGGCACAUCAAUUCCACUCUGAACCAUACUUUCCAAGUCCAAGUGCUCAAGGACAAGGAGAUUGUACAAAACCUGAAGACAGAGGAAAUGAAAAUGGAUGUGUCUGGACUGGAGGCAGGUGUCAUGUACUCGGUAGAAAUCAGCUAUGAAACAUGUGGGAAAAAAAGCGUUUCUCAACAAAAUGUUAAAACAGAGGCCAAGAUAUUCGGUGUCAUCGUGAGGAUCCUGAACUACAACUUAACAGAAGGUUUCUAUGACACUAAUAGUUCAACAUAUCAAGAAUUUUCAAGACUGUUGUUUACAGAGAUUGGAAAUUCAUUUCCACMCAGCAUUUCUGCCUUGUACAAAUCUGGGAAGCUGAAAAUGCAGAUUGUAUCUCUGCAAGCUGGAAGUAUCAUUGUGAGGCUCAGAAUCACUGUACAGGACCCUGAAUUUUCCAUUGAUGCCUCUACAUUUGCCCCAAUGCUUUCUUACCUAUACAACAGUUCUAGGAUUCUGGUGGAUCAACAAAACACCGUAGUAGAAGACUGGGAUGAAUGUGCUUCUCAGUCUGAGAAUGACUGCUCCAUACUUGCAGAAUGCAUCAAUUUGAUGGGUUCAUACAUGUGUCGAUGCAAGACGACCAUGGACACAAAUCCAUCCCGACCUGGAAGAAAAUGUGAAGGUGAAAUUGUCAACCCCCUUACUGAAACGAUGGCUCCCGAAGUAACAGGCACCACGGAGAUGGCUCCUGAAGUGAGCACUGCAGGCUCUGCUUCCCCAGCCGUCGCUGAGGUGGAGGUUGUAGCUGCCGCAGGCUCCAAGACGAGCACUACUGUCCACGUCCCUGCUGUACUGCCCCUGAGUGACGAGCAAGCGCACCACAGCCCUACUCCCACCAAUGCUCCUCCAGCCACUUGGAAAAAUGGCUUGUCGUUAUGGUCUGGCUUUGGCAGGGAAAACAUCUCCACGGCCACAGGGGCCGCCGCCAGUGAGGGACCGGCCGUGACCACAGAGCAGCAGGCAGCUGUGAGCCUGUCACAGCAAAGCUCGGUGGCAGAGGCCUCCCCUGGUGCACUGCAACAAGACGCUGCCCCCACAGAUGCACCCAUGGGCAUGGCUGGCCCGAAGCCACUCAGUUCACCAUUGCCAGUACCAUCAAAUCAAACGGCCUCCGCUAUUACAGCAAGACAUGAAGCUCUUGGUGUGUCUCAGGGUGGCACCAGUACAGCUCUGCUGGGCACAGGAGAUGCUGGAGUUCUCCCUUUCAAUACCACUCUCAAAAGGCACAUGGAGAUGGAGAGAAAGAACAGUUCUUCAUCUGAGAAAUAUUUUGGCGUCUGGGGGCCACCAGCUUUGCCAGACUUCUCUCAGGUGUCCAGCCCAAAUCCAGGCCCAGACAUGGACCAGACUGUCCAGAAACUUACUGGAGUGGUGCGGAUAACAAAUGUGGAAUACCGUCUGGGCUUUGGCAAUACAAGCAGCAAGGAAUAUCAAAACUUUGCACGUCUCUUUGCUGACAAAGUACAUAAAUCUCUGCCCCGUGAGCUCCUUCUGAAAAUGGAUGCUGGGCUGAUUAAAGUGGUGAUAACUGGUAUCACUAAUGGGAGCACAGUGGUAAGUUUCCAGGUACUGAUUGCAGAAGAUGUGGAUAUCAACUACCUCAUCACAGCUUUUCAUGAUGCCUUUGAACACAGCUCCUAUUUCACAGUUGACAAGAGCAGUCUCUCCAUAAAUGAUUAUGAUGAAUGCACCAGGGAAGAAGAUGACUGCUCUCCAGAUGCGUCAUGUCAUAACACACUUGGGUUUUAUGAGUGUAGCUGCAAUGAAGGAUUUGCUGAUGUGCACCCAGAGAAGCCUGGAAGAAACUGCCAAGCACUUCCUGUCCUCCAGGAGGCAACAAUGAUGGAUAGGAAACCUGCACACAACACGGUUUCACCUGUGCCAUCCCUGCAGACUUCAACUCACGUUUCAUCCCCAGCGGCAUUGGACUCUAYUACGGGACACAAAGCUCUGGACAACAUCAUCCUCUCCAGUGUGGUGCUGCCUUCUUUCACCACAGACCCAAUGCCAGCUCCUCACUUUUCUCCUGAAACAUCUCCAGUGGCUUCCAUUAAAGACGCAGUGCGGGUGUCCUGUGAAAUCGAGAAGAUAAUCCUUACCAUCCAGAAGCRGUUUUUACGGCAGGAGUCGAUCCCUGAAUCCUCGCUGUACCUGGGGGAGCCUGGCUGCAACGUGAGCCGCAGCAAUGGCACUCACGUGGUGCUGCAGGCAGCCUGGGGCCGCUGCGGCGUUGAGGUCCAGACGAAUGUAACUAAUACUGUAGCGAAAACAGUACUUCGGAAUGACCUUUCUGCUCAGGGAAUAAUCCACCACUUAAAAGUUGCCAGUCCAAUCCACUGUGUGUUUCAGAAUGAUCUCUUGACUUCAUCUGGAUACAUUGCAGAAGGAAUUUACACCAUUUUUGAGGAUUUKCAUGGAUCUGGACACUUCAGAACAGAAAUGCAGUUAUUCAUUGGAAACUCCCCAAUACCUAAAAAUUUCAGUGUCUCUGCCAGUGAUGAUGUGCUGAUUGAAGUGGGCAUCCAGAGAGAGAACACCAAGCUCAAGGUGGUACUCACUGACUGCUGGGCAACUCCAACUAGUAAUUCAGUGGAUCCUCUCUCAUUCACUUUCAUCAACAACAGCUGUCCCAUCCCAAACACCUAUACUACACUGCUAGAGAAUGGGAAUUCAAGUAAAGCACAGUUYAAGCUGAAAAUCUUUUCUUUUGUCAACAAUUCUGUGGUUUAUCUGCACUGCAAAGUUCGUAUUUGUAUGGAGACACCAGAAAGUACCUGUAGAAUGAGAUGCCGUGGUACUCGAUCCCUGAAAACUGGUGAAACUAUUGCCACACACAGGACAUCCUGGGGACCCCUAUGUAAAUCUGCUGCAUCUGAUUCAAAGAGAGAGGAGGAGGCCGGGCUAGCAGUUGGAUACAUCAUCCUUAUUGUCGUUGCUGCAUUUGUUUUUGUGCUGGGGGUUGCAGGCCUUCUCGUCUGCCAGUACCAGCGAAAGACAGGAAGAUACAAUUUCAGAAUCAAAUCCAACRAUUUCAGCUACCAAGUGUUCUAUGAUUAGCUGUUUUCAAGUUAUCAGAUAUGUAUCAUGUCUCCUCACAUAAAGCACAGCAGAUUGUUUCCACUCAGCAUUUGGCUUUUAUUAUUCUUCCUGAUGAUGAUCACCACUGAUUGCAACUUUGACUACUG
Molecule: messenger RNA, 4064 nt
Organism: Nothoprocta perdicaria
Lineage: Eukaryota; Metazoa; Chordata; Aves; Tinamiformes; Tinamidae
Gene: UMODL1
Product: uromodulin like 1
Exons: 21
Coding region: 1-3936 (1311 amino acids)
Cellular component (GO): cell surface; extracellular region
Molecular function (GO): peptidase inhibitor activity; calcium ion binding
Source: RefSeq, a predicted model, not a curated record